AUGCCGGUGCCGUCGAAGGAGGAUCCGUUGAUGGUCCUGUACAACCAUUACCUUGGCCUCUUGCGUUCCCGUAUACGCCGCACCCCGAAAUCUGUCAAAAUUGCUGCUACCGCUGCCCUCGUCCUGUCCAUCCUCUUCUCUAGCUAUGGCGGUUUCAAGUGGUGGCAGGCUCGUUCAAAGGAGAAGGCGCAGGGACGGGCUUUGGUCCGCAAGAAUAGUGGUUUAAGAGGGAAGGGAGGAGAACGCAUCAUAUAUGUGCCCAAAGGCGACACCACUUCCAAAGUUAUCAUCCAUCCCACACGCUCGACCACGUUCGAUGCCCAUCGCAGACUGUUUCUCAUGCCUCCACGGGUCACUCGGUUGGCUAGUGGUACUUCAACUCCGGCGUAUGGCCAUCCCCCCGCGCAGACAAAGCCUGGCCUCAACCUGGCUUUCCUCCACCAAUUCCUCAGUCUAGCGAACAUCAUGAUACCGAGAUUCCGGAGCAAGGAGACUGCGUUACUGCUGAGCCAUGCCGUCUUCCUAAUCUUGAGGACAUACUUGUCUCUACUGGUCGCGAGGCUGGACGGCGCAAUCGUCCGAGACCUGGUCGGAGGGCAUGGAAAGCAGUUCCUGCUCGGGCUUCUAAGAUGGCUUUCCAUCGGCACGUUGGCCUCGUACACAAACUCGAUGAUCAAAUUCCUCCAAUCUAAAAUAUCGAUUGCCUUCCGCACGCGGCUAACGAGAUAUAUCCACGAUCUCUACCUGAACUCAAACCUGACCUAUUACAAACUCACGAAUCUAGACGGUGGAGUCGAAGGCGCAGACCAGUUCAUCACACAAGAUCUGACACUAUUUUGUACAGCAGCAGCAUCAUUGUAUUCUUCUCUUGGAAAACCCCUGGUGGACAUUUUUGUCUUUAACUACCAACUCUACCGAUCACUCGGUCCUUUGGCUCUUACCGGCCUUUUGGUUAAUUACUUUGGCACAGCUACCAUGCUUCGGAGGCUCUCCCCGCCCUUUGGGAAACUGAAGGCGGUGGAGGGCAAGAAAGAAGGAGACUUCCGGGGUCUCCAUGCCAGAUUAAUCGCCAACGCAGAGGAGGUCGCCUUUUACGGUGGUGCUGACGUCGAAAAGGUCUACCUCGAUAAAUCAUUCAAAGAACUCCGAAGCUGGAUGGAGGGAAUUUACAACGUCAAAGUCCGGUAUAAUAUGCUUGAAGACUUUAUUCUGAAGUACUCAUGGUCCGCUUUUGGUUAUAUCAUUACCUCCAUUCCCGUUUACCUGCCUGCCUGGGCCGGGCUGAAUGCUAUUCUCGAAGCUACUUCAAGCUCGGGUAAAGAGGCAGCGGAAUCUUCUCGGUCUGGGACUUACAUGAAAGAAUUCACUACCAACAAGAGACUCAUGCUCUCACUUGCUGAUGCGGGUGGUCGGAUGAUGUACAGCAUCAAAGACCUCUCUGAACUGGCUGGCUACACCUCACGAGUGUACCAACUCAUCUCAACACUUCAUCGCGUACACGCCAACGCCUAUGCGCCCGUCAGCCGCCGAGCCUCUCAAAUAAUAGAGCUCUUCUCGCUUGCGGACGUACAAGGCACGAUCCAAUACGGCUUCGACGGCGUCCGCUUUGAGGAUGUCCCUGUCGUGGCACCGGGCUUGUGGCCCUAUGGUGGUGACGAGCUGAUUGAAUCUCUCUCUUUUGUUGUCCACAGUGGCGAACAUCUCCUGAUAUCAGGAUCCAACGGUGUUGGUAAAUCCGCCAUUUCCCGCAUUGUUGGGGGGCUUUGGCCUGUCUACCGCGGAUUGGUCUCACGACCUCGAAACAACGGCAUGGAUGGAAUCAUGGUUCUCCCUCAACGACCGUACCUCAGCAUUGGGACUCUAAGAGACCAAGUCAUCUAUCCGCAUACGGAGAUGGAUAUGCGGGAGAACGAUCGACGGGAUAGUGAGCUCGAGCGGAUUUUAGAGGAAGCCAAGCUCGGCCACUUGCUCUCGAGAGAAGGCGGUUGGGAUACGCGCAAGGAGUGGAAGGAUGUGCUCUCUGGAGGCGAGAAACAGCGCAUGGCCAUUGCUCGGCUGUUCUACCAUGAGCCCAAAUACGCGUUCCUCGAUGAGGGAACUUCUGCCGUAUCCUCAGAUGUUGAAGGCUUGCUUUAUGAGCGGUGUAAGGAGAAGGGUAUCACAGUCAUAACUCUAUCCACACGUGCAAGUCUUCGCAAGUACCACACAUUCAACCUAGUCCUGGGCCUUGGUGAGGAAGGAUUUGAUUGGGAGCUGGUCCGAAUCGGCACCGAGGAGGAGAAGUUGGGUGUGGAAAAGGAGAUUGCUGAGUUGAAGGAGAAGCUGGCUAUGGUGAAAACCUGGGAGAAGAGGAGAAACGAGAUUCAGGAUGAGCUGAAUCACGUCUUUGUUGUUGGGGAUGGGCAAGGCAUGCAACAAAAGGGGCCCUUGGAACGACCAGACUAUAUUGGAGAGGAUGCUGAGUCGCAACAGGAGACUCAGUGA
Fonsecaea nubica is the source of this 2484-nucleotide messenger RNA. RefSeq lists its product as hypothetical. Bases 1 to 2484 code for a protein of 827 amino acids. The transcript has a single exon. Gene Ontology annotation, biological process: fatty acid beta-oxidation; peroxisome organization; long-chain fatty acid import into peroxisome. Gene Ontology annotation, cellular component: peroxisomal membrane. NCBI's taxonomy places the organism in Eukaryota, Fungi, Ascomycota, Eurotiomycetes, Chaetothyriales, Herpotrichiellaceae. The record is from RefSeq and is a predicted model, not a curated record. Gene Ontology annotation, molecular function: ATP binding; ABC-type transporter activity; ATP hydrolysis activity.